ACUGAAAAGACGAUCCAUCACCAGCCAGAAGAGUCAAACUUUAUCAGGCUGCGCCGCCAUUGGCUGGCGUAACCACGUGACGCCCCCUUCACUGUACAUUCAUAUUAUUUUCUACUGGCCCUAUGGAGGAAGUGAGAAAGUUGGCACGGCCACCCUGGACUCUAAAGACACUCAGUCACCCAGUGAUAGAUGGACUAUGCGAGAAUGAGUUCCUUCCUAGAUUACCCGAGCCUGAUGAACGCUGAACCUGGGAGCUGCACCUCCAGAGCCUUUCACCCUGAUCAUGGACUUACAACUUUCCAGUCCUGCGCAGUCAGUGCCAAUAACUGUAACAGCGAUGAUCGCUUUAUGGUUGGCCGGGGGGUCCAGCUAAGUUCCCACCAUCACCACCAUCCCCACCAAACUGGGGCUUUCCAGCCUCACAACAACCUGGCCAUGUCAUAUUCCCACCCGAGCUGCGCUGCAGGGUAUGGCAUCCAGAAUUUCAGCGCAGGAUACUCUCACUUCCCCAUAAAUCAAGAGGCAGAUGUCAGUCCAGGCUUCCCCGGCUCUGUGUACACUGGCAACAUCGCCUCCACUGUGGUCCAGCAGCACCAUCAGCACCAUCAGCACCAGAGCUAUGUGGAUGGGUCAGGGUCAGCCCAUUACCUUCACCAUCACCAUCACCAUCCGUAUGGAGCAGAGCAGCAGAACCUUUCCAUGGCCACCUAUAAUAACAACAAUGUGAGCAGCAUACACAUCAAUCACCAAGAAGCUUGUCGAUCACCGUCUGCUGAAAACUCACCUCCAGCACAGACCUUCGACUGGAUGAAAGUGAAGCGCAAUCCACCCAAAACAGGUAAAGCUGGGGAAUAUGGAUAUGUAGGUCAACCCAACACAGUGAGAACCAAUUUUACCACCAAACAGUUGACAGAACUGGAGAAAGAAUUCCAUUUCAACAAGUACCUGACCAGAGCCAGGAGGGUGGAAAUCGCAGCCGCUCUGCAGCUUAAUGAGACCCAGGUGAAGAUCUGGUUUCAGAACAGGAGGAUGAAACAAAAAAAGAGAGAGAAAGAGGGUCUUUUGCCAAUCUCCCCCUCUGCCAGCACAGGAAGUGAUGAAAAGUCAGAAGACAUGUCAGACAAGUCAAGUCCUUCACCCUGUGCUCCAUCACCAGCUUCCUCUACCUCUGAUCAUCUCAAUUCCUCAAACUGAGCAGCAGCUGUUAUGUUGCAAUGUUUUCGCAAGGAUGCCAAAGACUUCCCAAUCCUGCACUGUGAAUGUGAAUUGCCUCCUGGCACCAGAGUUUUGUUUGCACAAACUGUUCCUAAACCAUUUUGUGUUCCCAACUAAGGAACCAAAAUGGAGCCCACAAUCAGUAUUGGCAUGUGUUAAAUUGAAUAUAUGCUGAAUGAGCUGCUUCCUAUGGUCAAGUACUGGGAGAUAGAAGACCAUAUGGUCCUACUUGGCUAGCAUAGGUACUUUCAAUGUGAUGCACUAUAUAAAAAAACAAGUUUACACAAACUGAAAGACUUUAUGAGUUUAAUUUAAAUGUGUUUUGUUGUUGUUUU
Messenger RNA from Nanorana parkeri, 1550 nucleotides. RefSeq names its product homeobox A1 (gene HOXA1). NCBI's taxonomy places the organism in Eukaryota, Metazoa, Chordata, Amphibia, Anura, Dicroglossidae. Gene Ontology annotation, molecular function: RNA polymerase II cis-regulatory region sequence-specific DNA binding; DNA-binding transcription factor activity, RNA polymerase II-specific. Bases 190 to 1194 code for a protein of 334 amino acids. Gene Ontology annotation, biological process: regulation of transcription by RNA polymerase II. The record is from RefSeq and is a predicted model, not a curated record. The transcript has 2 exons. Gene Ontology annotation, cellular component: nucleus.